Hyaloscypha bicolor E is the source of this 1491-nucleotide messenger RNA. RefSeq names its product S-adenosyl-L-methionine-dependent methyltransferase. The coding region runs from base 74 to 1339 and encodes 421 amino acids. Gene Ontology annotation, molecular function: O-methyltransferase activity. The transcript has 2 exons. The record is from RefSeq and is a predicted model, not a curated record. NCBI's taxonomy places the organism in Eukaryota, Fungi, Ascomycota, Leotiomycetes, Helotiales, Hyaloscyphaceae.
GUUUAUUCGAUGACUUUAUAACUUAUAGCAACCUGUUAACUGUCUGAACCAUUUUCUCGUGACAAGAUCCAGGAUGUCAAGUUUAGAAAGAGCAUCCGGUCAAGGACCUCCCCCUUUCGAGCCCCCAGUCGAAAUACUUUCUUCCCUCUCAGACUCAAUCCAAGCCGCUCUGGCCCGGUACGCCGCCGCCUCGACUGCCCAGGAGAAAACCUCAGCCCUCAAAGCCAUACAAUCCACCUCCUCAAAACUCUCUACCGCCACGUCCCCAAUUCAACAACGAUUCAUGGAACUAAACGCCCGCCCAUACCUCAACGUAACCGUCCGAAUAGCCCUAGAACUCAAUCUCUUCGAAGCCAUCCCCGCAUUCGGCCACCUCACCUUAAAAGAAUUAGCCAAAGAGAUCAACGCAAGCGAAGAAUUCAUCUUCCGCCUCGUGCGCGUCCUCGGCGCCUUCGAAAUCCUCGAAGUGACCUAUCCUCCACCAAACCAUCCACCAAACCAUCUCAUGUCUCUCGCGCACACACCGAUGUCCCGCCUCUUAAUCUCCCCAGCAGCAAAAGCAAGUUUCAGGAACCAUUUUGAGAUAUUGCUCCCUGCGCACCUUUCUUCCGCUCCUGGGUACUACCAUAAAUACGGGUUUAAGAGUCCAGAAGACUUGAAGAAUGUGCCGUUCACAUUCGCUCAUGGGGCUCAAGAUGAGGGUUUCUUUGAUCUUCUUGUGAAGGAUGAGAAUAAAUUCAAGCUUUUCAAUGAUGCGAUGGAGAUCAUGGCUGUCCUGGGCAUGAAGCCGCUAGGGAGUCUGUUUGCAUUUGAUAAACUUGUCUCUAAUGAAGAUGGAGUUGCGCUGGUGGAUAUUGGUGGAGGAAAGGGACAGAUGCUAAAAGCUAUUCAGGAGGCGUACCCGCACAUGAAAGGGAAGCUCGUGUUGGAGGACUUGAAGGCCGUGCUUGACGGGGGUGUGAUUGUUAGCGAGGAUGUAAAGUUGCAGACUUAUGAUUUCUUCAAGGAGGUUCAACCUAUCAAAGGAUCGAAUUACUUCCUGAAAUCCAUCAUCCACGACUGGCCUGACGAAGCUUGCCUGCAAAUUCUGUCCAACCUCGCACCGGCUAUGAGAGGCCAUCCCCAUUCCAAGCUCCUCAUCUGUGAACUAGUACUCCCGGACCAGUACCCAGAACCCGCAAAAGUCGUUCGGGAUAUUAUGAUGCUGUUUAUUGGUGGGCAGGAGAGGAACCUGUUUCAGUGGCAUGGGUUGCUGCAGAGGGCGGGCUUCAAAAUUGUGAAUGUUCACGGGGCUGGUGGUGAUAAUAGCAGCAUUAUUGAGGCCGUUCUAGACGAAUAGUCAAAGCCUAUUUGCAAUAUAUUAUGCAAUGAAACAUUGCUGUUAGUCGGCUUUCGCAGGCCCGCGUUAAUUUCUUUCCUUUGUCGUAGUUUCAGCCUCCAUACCAACACCCGGAAUGUAUUCUAUUGAGCAAUUGUAAACAGAAUACUUUU